AUGGAACAAUCUGCUAAUCCUACCAACUCCCCGACGGAUCAAUCUGCUAAUCCUUCCAGCCCCUUCUAUUUGCAUCCUGGGGAGAAUCCUGGUCUUUCCCUCAUCCCUCAAGUUCUGAACGAAAACAAUUAUUCCUCUUGGAGCAGAAGUAUGAGGAGGGCCCUUCUUUCAAAAAAUAAAAUCAAAUUCGUUGAUGGGUCAAUCAAGAAACCUCCAAGAAGUGAGGCUUUGUUUGACGCUUGGGAGAGAUGUAACAUGAUGGUACUCUCUUGGAUCAUAAAGACCCUUUCUCCACAAAUUGCAGAGAGUGUUAUAUAUGUGGAAGAGGCAAAGGAGCUAUGGGAUGAAUUGAAGGAAAGGUUCUCUAAAGGAGAUUACUUCAAAAUCUCAGAUUUACUCCAGGACAUUCAUUCAAUAAGGCAAGGAGAAAGAGGCGUGAACCAAUUCUUCACAGAUUUGAAGAUUCUUUGGGAAGAGUUGGAAUCACUUAGACCCAUACCCACUUGUAUUUGUAAAACUCCUUGUAGUUGUGAGCUUUCAAAAAUCUCUAUCAAGUAUAGAGAAAUGGAACACGUAAUAUGUUUCUUGAAGGGUCUGAACGACACAUACAACACUGUUAGAACUCAAAUACUUUUGAUGGAACCCCUUCCUAAUAUCAACAAAGUUUUCUUGCUCAUCAUGCAGCAAGAAAGGCAGGAGAGACAAGAUUUAGGUGUUGUUGACCAUAAACAAACUGCUGAAACAAGGAUUCUGGCUACUGCCGCUGACAGAAAUAACAACCAGACAUGGAGAGGACAAGGACGUGGAGUUGCUUCACGUGGUCAAGGAAGAGGAACAGGAAGGAACCCCAACUAUGGAAAGCAAUGUUCCUAUUGCAACAAAAUGAACCACACUGUGGAUGAAUGUUACUCCAAGCACGGUUAUCCACCUUAG
Molecule: messenger RNA, 933 nt
Organism: Vigna radiata var. radiata (mung bean)
Lineage: Eukaryota; Viridiplantae; Streptophyta; Magnoliopsida; Fabales; Fabaceae
Exons: 1
Coding region: 1-933 (310 amino acids)
Source: RefSeq, a predicted model, not a curated record